This is a messenger RNA of Ostertagia ostertagi, 660 nucleotides long. The record is from the annotation of a GenBank genome assembly. Lineage: Eukaryota; Metazoa; Nematoda; Chromadorea; Rhabditida; Trichostrongylidae.
AUGGUCAAUCCUUUGCUUCAGAUUGACAAUACGAGUCAUAGUCGCUGUGUUCAAGUCGCCCAUCAAGACACCCAUGAAGCGAUCGGCAACGUCAUCGAGCAACCAGCAAUCGAGGAAGCAAUCGAAGCCGUCUGGACACUACCUUCGACUGAACCUCACUUUUUACCCCACAUCCUCAACUCCAUCGAGGACAAUCGACUAUUCGUGGAUACGCUAGACUACUACACCAUCACUCUAGCGCAAAUCAAGCUCGUCUGUACAGCAGCCACCACGGAAACAGCGUUUGGAUUCCUCAACCUCAAGAAGAUCUGUUCGGCAAUCGCACGUCUUCGCAGUUCCACGUCAGAACAACCAGUACCAGCCGAGACCUUGGAUCUGGAAGAUAUUCCUACUAUUGCUGAAUACAACGCCGUUGUAUCGAGGACCCAAUCAUCGACAGCUCGAACUAGACCAGAAGAACCGCCAUCGAGACCGGAGGACGUACUCGCCUCAGCCGAACUCGUCAAGCAGUGCAACACGACCAUCAACUACGGAUCGCCGUUCUCACUCUGCCCGUACAGUUACCACGUCGUCAGAGACAUAGGACCCAGUGUCAACGCAUUCUUCGACAAGAUGUACGAUCAAUACAAGAAGUACUACGAUCGCAGUCCGAAGCACUGA